This is a messenger RNA of Schizophyllum commune H4-8, 1668 nucleotides long. RefSeq lists its product as uncharacterized. Gene Ontology annotation, biological process: cellular response to oxidative stress; cell redox homeostasis; glutathione metabolic process. Gene Ontology annotation, cellular component: cytosol; mitochondrion. Gene Ontology annotation, molecular function: NADP binding; glutathione-disulfide reductase (NADPH) activity; flavin adenine dinucleotide binding. The coding region runs from base 84 to 1511 and encodes 475 amino acids. Lineage: Eukaryota; Fungi; Basidiomycota; Agaricomycetes; Agaricales; Schizophyllaceae. The record is from RefSeq and is a predicted model, not a curated record. The transcript is spliced from 8 exons.
CCUUUCCUUCACCUCGCCCAAUAGCGUCACCUACGGCACUCGCGUCCCAACGCCUUUACCAGAUACGACGAGCGCUUAACACUAUGCCUCCCAUCGGACCGAUACACGACAAGCCCUCGCCAGGGAAGUAUGACCUAGUCAUCAUCGGCGGCGGGAGUGGAGGUAGUGGCUUCUCGCGGCGCGCGGCUUCGUACGGGAAGAAGGUCGCGCUUGUUGAGAUGACCGACCGUCCCGGAGGCACUUGUGUGAACGUCGGUUGCGUACCCAAGAAGCUGAUGUGGCAUGCCGCCGACCUCUUCGAGAAGUUCCACAACCACGCCAAGGGAUACAAGAUGACCGGCGGCGAGAACACUGUCUUUGACUGGUCCGCCUUCGUCGAGCAGCGCGAUGCGUACAUCCGCCGCCUCAACCAGAUCUACGCGACAAACUGGGCGAAAGACGGCGUCGAGUACCACAAGGGCUACGGCCGCCUCCUCUCCAAGAACCAGGUCGAAGUCGAGCUCGAGGACAAGUCCAAGUACAUCCUCGAAGCCGAUCACAUCAACAUCGCCACCGGCGGCUACCCCAUCAUCCCCUCCGAGGACAAGAUCCCCGGCGCGUCGCUCGGCAUCACCUCGGAUGGCUUCUUCGAGCUGAAGGAGCAGCCGAAGCGCGUCGUCGUCGUCGGCGCGGGCUACAUCGCCGUCGAGCUCGCGGGCAUCUUCAACGCGCUCGGCACGCAGACGCACCUGCUCAUCCGCGGCGACACCGUCCUCCGCACGUUCGACGAGACGAUCCAGCAGACGCUCACGCCGUGGAUGGAGAAGACGGGCGUGAACAUCCACCGCCAGACGCACGUCACGCGUGUCGAGGGCACCAAGGGCGGCCCGCUCACCGUGCACACCGACAAGGGCGACAAAAUCGAGACCGACGUCCUGCUCUGGGCGAUUGGCCGGUGCGCGAUGACGAGGAACAUCGGCUUGGAGGAGGUGGGCGUCAAGACGGACGAGAAGGACUACGUCGUGGUCGACGAAUACCAGGUGUCGUCCGUGCCAAACAUCACCUCCAUCGGUGAUGCGCAGGGCAAGGCGGAGCUCACGCCGGUUGCUAUUGCGGCCGGUCGUCGCUUGGGGAACAGGCUUUUUGGCCCUCCCGAGUUCAAGGACGACAAGCUAAGCUACGAUGACAUCCCGACCGUCGUUUUCUCCCACCCGCCCAUUGGCACCACCGGUCUCACCGAGAAGCAGGCCCGCGAAAAGUACGGCGACGAGAACAUUAAGAUCUACAAAGCCUCCUUCCGCUCCCUCUACUUCUCCAUGGUCGACGAGGACCACAAGGAGCCCACUGUGCACAAGCUCAUCUGCGCCGGCCCCGAGGAGCGCGUCGUCGGCAUCCACAUACUCGGCAUGGGCAGCGAUGAGAUCAUGCAGGGCUUCGGUGUUGCGGUGAAGAUGGGCGCGCGGAAGCAGGACCUGGACGCGACGGUGGCUAUACAUCCGACGUCCUCUGAGGAGCUUGUCACGAUGCGCUGAACUCGCUAGAGAGCGCUCACCUAGCUAGAGUACGGUUACGCGUUACACGGAUAUUCCACUGUAGCACUAGAUCUGAGAUGUAGAUAGAGAUGCAGAGAAGGACAGAGCGUAUCAGAUAGGAAAAUUGUCUCCGUCAAAUUACUGAGCGGUCGCGAAA